Messenger RNA from Vombatus ursinus (common wombat), 3712 nucleotides. It is a transcript of the gene PKD2L2, whose product is annotated as polycystin 2 like 2, transient receptor potential cation channel. The coding region runs from base 1 to 1863 and encodes 620 amino acids. The record is from RefSeq and is a predicted model, not a curated record. Gene Ontology annotation, molecular function: calcium channel activity; calcium ion binding. Gene Ontology annotation, cellular component: membrane. The transcript has 14 exons. Gene Ontology annotation, biological process: detection of mechanical stimulus. Lineage: Eukaryota; Metazoa; Chordata; Mammalia; Diprotodontia; Vombatidae.
AUGGCAAAAGUGAAAUCUUCUAAAGCCAAGCAACAGCACUUGAAAGCCACUGUGUCACUGAAACUUAAACCAACCUAUAAAAAAGAACUGGAAAUUAGAUCUACCCUUCAGGAGCUGCUUAUCUACAUUAUUUUUCUAAUAGACAUAUGUAUAUUGACUUUUGGGAUGGUAAGCUCAAAUAUGUAUUACUUGAACAAGGUAAUAGCAACCCUCUUUUUGGAAACUUCUGUACCUGAGGAAGACAGAACCAACUUUAAGUCUAUUAGCACCAUAACUGAGUUUUGGAAGUUUAUGGAGGGACCCCUUUUGGAAGGUCUGUACUCUGAUUCAUGGUAUAAUGCAGAGGUUUUGUAUCAACUGAAAAACACCAGCCGCAUCUACUAUGAGAAUGUACUUCUAGGAGUCCCUCGAGUUCGACAGCUUAAAGUCCGAAACAACUCAUGCAUUGUCUAUCCAAAAUUUCAAUCUUUGAUGGAUGAAUGUUUUGACAGAUAUACUAUAAAAAAUGAAGAUCGAUCUGAUUUUGGCCCUAGACAGGUACCUGAAUGGAAGUAUUCUCCUUCUACAUCAUCUCUUAAGCACUGGGGAGUUUUUGGUGUUUAUGAUAAUGGAGGAUAUAUGUUCACUUUACCCGUAUCGAAGACUGAGGCCAAAAAGAAGUUUACUUUCCUUAAAUUGAACAGCUGGAUCACUAGAGGGACCAGGGUUAUUUUUAUUGAUUUUUCAUUGUACAAUGCUAAUGUAAACCUUUUUUGCGUCAUCAGACUAGUGGCAGAAUUCCCUGCAGUCGGAGGUGUGCUCACUUCGUGGAAUUUUUACUCUGUGAAGCUACUCAGAUAUGUUACUUACUUUGACUACUUUAUUGCUUCCUGUGAAAUCAUAUUUUGUAUCUUCAUUAUUAACUUCAUUGUUCAAGAAAUUAAAAAAAUGAAAGAAUAUAAAUAUGCCUAUUUCAAGAGUUUUUGGAAUUUACUGGAGUUGCUGCUUUUGUCGCUGUCCCUUUUGGCCAUUUCAAUCAAUAUAUUCCGUACAUCACAAGCAUACCAUUUACUUGGACAGUUACUAGAAAAAACUCAGGAAUAUCCUGACUUCUAUUUUCUUGCAUGCUGGCAAAUUCGUUACAAUGACAUGGUUGCUGUUAAUAUCUUCUUUGCAUGGAUUAAGAUAUUCAGAUUCAUAAGUUUUAAUAAGACAAUGUCGCAGCUGUCAACAACUCUCUCCCGCUGUGUCAAAGACAUUAUAGGAUUUGCCAUCAUGUUUUUUAUAAUAUUCUUUGCUUAUGCCCAGUUAGGAUAUCUUGUUUUCGGAUCACAGGUUGACGACUUUUCCACUUUUGAAAAUUCUAUAUUUACACAGUUUCGAAUUGUUCUGGGAGAUUUUAAUUUUGCCAACAUUGAGGCGGCCAAUUGGGUGCUGGGACCUACUUAUUUCAUCACUUUCAUCUUCUUUGUAUUCUUUGUCCUGCUGAACAUGUUCCUGGCAAUUAUUAAUGACGCCUAUUCUGAAGUGAAAACUGACUAUUCCAUUGGUAGGAGACAAGAAUCUGAGUUAGCAAACCAAAUCAAAACAAGAUAUACCAAGACCAUGGAGAAAUUAAAACUAAAGAAACCGCAAACAAAAGGCCAAAAAGUGAAAGAGGAAGACACAGCUUUCCAGCCCAGAAGAGAUUUUGAUGAAAAAGAAAUUGAAAGUGCAAAACAGAUGAAAAAGUGGAAAGAGAGGCUUGAGCAAAAAUAUUACUCUUCAGAAAUUCCAGAUGCUUAUCGGCCUGUCACACAACAAGAAUUUCGAGAUAGAGCUAGAGAAGGAAUUGCACUAUGUCAGUACAAAAUUAAACAGAGUGAUGAAAAGGAUUUCUGCUAGAAAAACAUGACAGAUGUGCAAGCAAAGGUGAGAUCAUACUAUGCCAUUACAUCAGCUUUCUUCUAUACUACUUUAUUUUAUCCUUUUUACUGCACUCCCACCUUUAAUCACCUUCGAUCUAAAUAGUUUAAAGAAUUCUAUUAAUAUUUAAUUAAUAGUAUCUAAUAAUCUAAUUAAUAUCUAAUAGUCUGGCUGUUUUUGAAGUCCUUGUCCUAUGAUCACAUCCUUCAGGAACACUCCUCGGUGGGAAUGCCAUUUGCCAAAUUUUAGGGGCAAGUAAUGUUAUGGCAAGAUUACAGAGCUCCUAGGAAGAGCUUGAGUUGAAUCCUGUUUUAUGUACAAGCUUUAUGACUCUGGGCAAGUCACUUAGUCUCUCAGACUCAAGUUUCCUCAUGAGUAAGAAGGGGAUACCAACACCUAUCUCACAGAAUUAUUUCUAGGAUCAAAAGUUAUUGCUAUUCUCCAUUAUGAACAAAGUAUUUUAUUAUCUUUAAAGGGAUUGUUGUGAAAAAGGAGGGUUAUAAAGAGUACUCAAGAGUCCAGUUGAUGAGACAGGAAGGAACAGCUGAAUAAAUAGGGCCAGAAAGAGCCAAUUCAAUUCUCUUUCAGUUAUAUCAUGUAUCAAUAUUUCUUAAGCCAUUGAUCUCAUAUAUUUACUUCUUAAUGCUCAGGACUCUAGAAAGCAACCAGAUAUUCAUAUACAAGUGUCUCAGCCACAUUUUACAGUUUGAUGAAUCUCCAGGCAAACACAAGUGUUAAGCAGCAUGUCCUACAUGGCAGUGUGACUAGUUUGAGAACACUUCAAUGCUAUUUCUUCAAAAAAUAUUAAAUUGUGUAUAUAUAAAAGACACCUGUGUGUGACAAUGUUUGAAAAGUAGAUUUGACUACUCCAAAAUCGUUCUGUUUCCCACCCCCACACCUAGUUUGUGGGGUAGUCCAUAUAUUCCCCCAUCUCCAAUCAAUCAGUAUUCUUUCAGUCUUCACAAUAUAUUCCACAAUCCUUCCCCCCACACACACACCUCUGCCCCUGCUCCCAGGAUCCUACGGCCAAAUUAAUUUGGGAAAAAUUAGUAUUAAAAUUCUCCCAAACCUAGAAACUCAUUUGGCCAGUUUAUAAAAGAUUACUUCUCAAAGCUCUUGAUUUGUAUGAUACUUGUUUGGUAAACUUCUUCCAAAGUUAAACAUACACUGAUUUUGUGGGUAAUGGUGGUAAGAGUCUCAGGACAUGGGUCACAUUGAGACUGAGCAGUUUUGUACCCCAUGGUGAGCAAUCAUAACUUUGCUAGAUGCAAAGUAGCCGUAUGGUACUUCUGAAGUCAUAAGAAAACUUCCACUCCCACCCCAGAAUUUUGUGACAAAGCACACAUAUAGCAUGUGGCUUAGGCUCUCCCAAAACAAUCCCCAGGAACUGGUAGGACCUUACUAUACUGCAGUUAUUUUUUUUUCCAAAGGCAUAAAUUUAACUUCUGAGUUUUUACAUACUGAGACUAGUCACUACUUUCAAGUUAUCAUUUUUAUAGCUGUUAAACAGCACUAGUCUAAAACCUCCAAUGAAGGUCAAUUCUACAACUACCAUCAAACCUUCUUUCUUUGGCCGAUUAAGGAGAGUUCUUUUGAUCUUCCAAGUCAAAUUCUUUUUCUAAAUUCUAACAGUUAAAAGAAGGCUGCAUACCUUCUUCCAAGAAAUCCACAGAGUGGAAUUUUUUCUUUCCACACCGCUGCCAUCAACCCCCAUUAUUGCUUAAGGCAACAAUCCUGCGCUAUAGGUUGUUGGUCUGGCUUAUUCAACCAAAAAUAAACUGAGCCAGAGCUUCAUGUCUGAGGACAUUAUAUGCCAAAGGAAUUCCAG